This is a messenger RNA of Eufriesea mexicana, 6375 nucleotides long. It is a transcript of the gene NFAT, whose product is annotated as nuclear factor of activated T cells 3. The record is from RefSeq and is a predicted model, not a curated record. Gene Ontology annotation, cellular component: transcription regulator complex. Gene Ontology annotation, biological process: regulation of transcription by RNA polymerase II. Gene Ontology annotation, molecular function: RNA polymerase II cis-regulatory region sequence-specific DNA binding; DNA-binding transcription factor activity, RNA polymerase II-specific; transcription factor binding. The transcript has 7 exons. The coding region runs from base 1739 to 5746 and encodes 1335 amino acids. Lineage: Eukaryota; Metazoa; Arthropoda; Insecta; Hymenoptera; Apidae.
AGUAGACCUAGUUUUCCCGGAUAUCUCUGUCUCUUAUUUCCUUUUUCCAUGGAAAUUAUUAUUGCAUUCGAGAGGCUACAGAUAAUCUUUAUUCUCCGUCUAACGUUCGCCUACGGAUGGUACGACGCGGCUACCGUGCCACUGCGCACGCGCAAUUGCGACCGCGUCGAGUACCAAACCACUAGACACCGGAAACCUAACCAACAAAUUUUGUUCCAUCGAAAUCUGCCUCCUUUUCUAAAUAAUUCGCGUUCAAACUCAAACCUGAGUACGCUUGCACUCAUCGGCACGUGUCCUUGAUUUCGCCAUGAUGUCGGCCGCCAUAUUAACUCGUUAUACAACGGUAAACUGCAAAAUUGGUGUAAAAAGUCGAAGCGCUAAAGCCAAUUAGAACCGCGAGGGAACAAAGUAGUUCGUUCCUCGGCGACCUCCUCCGGCACGAAGGGUUAAUGCUGUACCGUUCGCAAUUACUCGAACGAUAAUGAAUUCUAACUUAACUCCAGUCGUACAGUUACGCGUUAAGCAAACAGCUAUAUCCGCGCAAGAUAAGCCUCCGCCUGUGUUUCGGGGCGAAACCCAUUCGAAAGUCACUAGAUGCCCGCCAAUUAGAGCGCGGGCAUUCUCGAGCCUGCCUGUUGCUUUGUUCCAACGCGAGACGCGUUAAAUAUUCAAAUUUAAUUUUCUACGAACCACCUGGCCAUUCAUUACCGACUACGUCUCUCUGAAAAGAAAAAAGAAAAAAAAAGACAAAAAUUCAAAAAUUCAUUCUUCUGUCUUCCCUACCGAAUUCCUCGAAUAAGACAUCAGCCUGGGUACGAAAAUGAUGAGAAAAGGGAGCAAUACUUUGGCUUAGGGUAUCGGUUUUAGGCAAAGAGGGGGCCACUAGAGAUAGGAGAGCUUGGUCGAGGUGGAUUUCCGCGGAACGAGAGGAAAUGGUGGAAAAUACGGGAAAAGAAUUGGUCUUUAGCGAGCAACGUGUACCACGUCGGCGAAGCCAGUAGCUUGGAGAUGCGAUAGAUAGACGGUCGGUAAUUAGCGGCUGCUGAUUGGUCACCUUCCUCCUCGAUAUAUCCGAAGCUGGUCGGGGAUGCAGGAGCGUAUAAACGUGUUGCGUGGCUGUCCAUGGUGGGGGCUUAUUUACUCUCGCUAUUCAAACCAUGCCGGGUUGGCCGAUCGGCGUCGAGACGAGGAACGCCAGUCCGCGUCUGACACUCGCUGUGAUCGUGCGAUGCGUUUCGAACGGCGUAUCGAUUCGGUGUCUGUUCGUCUGUAUUCCCGCGUCGGCGACGUCGUUCUGGUGCUGUGUCGAUCGAGAAGACAGUGAUCCCUGUUGCAUCGAAGGGCCACACAGACCCUUUCGUGAGACGUGGACGAAGGGCAGAGUAUCCUGUCGGCUAUCGACGUUUCUCGAUGUUCGAUCCGUGUCGAACUUGCGCAGAGACUUGGUCGUGACUCGGUUCUACUCGCUUGGGAACGAUCCAAGAACGUGGGCAGCGGUGUGAUCGUUGGGUCGAUCGGUCGAUCGUGCGCGAUCGAUCGGGCCAGGCUAGAACACGUGGACCGUGUAACUGACAUGGAACAUCUUCGAUCGAAGCUCGUUCGCGUGGCGAGUCAGUGCGAGGUGAAAGCGCGUGGAUCGAUCGUUUCAAUCGUCGGUGAUCGUCGAUCGGCGCGUGAAACGCAUCGUUGAGGACUGGAGAGAUCGACUCCCGGGCCUCCAUAGGUCCUCGGGGACCUAAUGGCACCCGACCUUGAGAAGAGACGGCAGGAACUCAGGAGGACCAACAGCGGCACCUUGGAACCGGGACACGAGCACCUUCAAAUGCUCCUGCAGCUCCGGUGCACCGGAAACGCAUCGAUCGAGCCUUAUCGACACGGUAACAAUGCAGGAGGAAGAUCGUCAGCGGUGACAGGUUCGGUUCAAAGGAGCACCGUCACGUCGAGCAACCGCGCGCACUCCGCGUCUAGAAGAAUCAGCCAUCAGCAGCGUCAGCAGCAGCAGCAGCAGCAGCAGCAACAGCAGCAGCAGCAACAGCAGCAGCAGCAGCAACAGCAGCAGCAGCAAACACAGUCACAGCAACAACCACAGCCUAGGAUACCUUUGGGAUCCUUACGAAACUCGGAUGAGCACGGGUCGAGGGCCAACUCGGCACAGGAGAGUUGCGAUAACUCGAACGAUUCUGGCCUCGGCUUCGAGGAACGUCAGCAACACCUCACGAACGCAAACGCUUGGAACGGCGCCGGCGAGGAGGACUCGAAGAGGAGGAAGAUGGACAUCAAGCUCGAGUCCGAGGACGCGAACUUCGCUUUUCCCGAGGUUGCACACGCGACCAGCACCGAUAGCAAGACAGCCAGCAGAGGCACGUCGAACGGAAUAGGCGGAUUGGCCACGAUCUCCGGGAACAGGACAGGAAAUGGAAGCUCGGGGCGGGUGGUCGAGGUCUCGAGAUCUCGUCCAGGCUUGGGUGUCUUGGCAAAGAGAACGUCGGCUACUCAGCAGGGUCCAGUCACCCUAACCUCUCAACUGUGUAGUGCUUCCGCGGAUGGAAAGGUGCAAUUGCAAAUUAUCUGUCAACCCGAGCAGCAGCACAGAGCUCGUUACCAAACGGAAGGCUCGAGAGGAGCGGUAAAGGAUCGGACAGGAAAUGGAUUCCCGAUCGUACGACUGGUCGGUUACGACAAACCGACUACUCUUCAAGUUUUCAUCGGCACGGACCUCGGUCGUGUCGCGCCUCACAUGUUUUAUCAAGCCUGCCGUGUUAGCGGCAAGAACUCGACGCCGUGCAUCGAACGCAAAAUCGAUGGCACCAUCGUGAUCGAGGUCGAUAUGGAUCCAACGAAAGACAUGAUGGUCACGUGCGACUGCGUCGGUAUUCUGAAGGAACGGAACGUCGACGUGGAGCACAGAUUCCCCCAGGAAGCCGGAGUCCUUCAGGGACGCAGUAAAAAGAAGUCCACUCGUUGUCGCAUGGUUUUCCGGACGAUGAUCACUCAUCCGGACGGGACAACGGAAACUUUGCAAGUUUGUUCCCAACAGAUAGUUUGCACUCAACCACCGGGCAUACCGGAGAUCUGCAAGAAAUCACUCACGUCGUGUCCAUGCACCGGAGGUUUAGAAUUAUUUAUACUUGGAAAGAACUUUCUGAAAGAUACUCGCGUAGUGUUUCAACUAGACAACGAUGAUCUAUCGAGCAGCUUGGAACCGCACUGGGAAUGCGCGGUUCUACCUGACAAGGAGUUUCUUCAACAAACGCAUCUGGUUUGCGUCGUACCUGCGUACAGGCGGCAAGAUCUGGCACCCUCGGAAACGGUUAGCGUAAAAUUGUACGCGCUAUCGUCUGGAAAAACGAGCGAACCCCACACAUUUUUGUAUACUGCUGUGUCUACGCCCCCUGAGCCAUCGGUGGGAAAGGUCGAGCCGAUAACUCCACCUUUAUCCACCACCAACGGCGAAACUGCGUUAGCAACGUCUCCUACAGCGGUGUCUUUGACUACAGGUGUAUCAUCGAGCACUUUGAUUACACAAGGAGCCGCAGGAACGCCGAACUUCUUGACGACUAUACAGCCACAACAGUCAACGUCCCAAACAGCAGAAACUCUUAAGAGCGAUCCGAGUCCACCACCGGUGACGGCAUCCUCUCAGGUGACACCAGUCAUGAUGUGGGCUGCUCAGAGCCCUAAUUGCCAAAAUUCACCACCUGACGUGAUGAUGCCACCACCUGCUUUGGUAGCGAAUCCGCUCAUAAAUCGCAGAUCGUCUUCGAAUCUUCAAUUAAUCUUACCAGAUAAUUUGAAGACAGAGGUUCUAGAUGAGAACAGUGAAAAUAGCAUGAUUAGCGAAAAUAGUAUGCAAAGCAUACCAACACCGACUGCGAAUGGUUCGUCGGGCACCAGUCCGUUGCAACAGCUCGUGAGCGAGAACUCAAGGGAGACACCUCAGGCUAAUAUAAUCAGAUCGGUGCCUGUAGCAGCGAACAGUUCGCCUGUGCAGGAAGCAGUCAAUCUUCUCGGUGUGGUAGAUCUAAUGCGAAACCAGCAUCCAUUGUCCAUGGUAUCGACACACCAAAACACCUUCGGAGAAGGUAGUCCUAACGGAAGUCUUCAGGGUGGUGGCGUUGUUGAUCUUCGUAUGAAACAUCACCAGUCGGAGUUCGGCACACUGUCAAAUUUUACCGCCCCGACAAAUGGACAACUGCCUGCACAGAGUGGUCAUAGCGUAGAAAAAUACCUUAACCAUAUCGAAUCUAACGUCAAAGAGGCUGAAAAUCAAGAGAAUGGAUUUGUAGGUACUAUACAACAACGAGCUUCCAUUAUUACUACAGGACGGCCGCCUCAACAAGGACAAGCUUCCAAUAUUUUAGCUUCUCCCCCUCAAGGCGUCAAGUUAGAUACUCUCGUUAACUCUGGCGCUGAAUCUCAUCAGUUGGUUUCGCCACUACGUACCGUGAAUCCCAAUAACAAUACCAUAAUGAGUCAUGUUUCCGCAGUCACUGAUCACGAAACGAUCUCGAGCCCCCAACAAAAUAGAACUAGCCCGCCUAUUCCGGUCAAGACCAUUCUCGAAGCGUUGAUGCCUCCUCAAACCGUGCCGCCAUUGCCGGGAAACGGUGCAACGUCCGUUUCAUCGCCCACAUCGGUCGUCCCAGAGCAGGCAAAUGGCGACAGUUUACUCACUACUAUCAAUGCUGCGCUUUUGCCGCCGAUGCAAGAGUCUCCCGUGACUGCGACCGGUACGUCCAAUACGACUGUUGGUGUAUCACCUCAUAAUCCAUUACAAGUUACGAAUGAGAGUAUAUCGACAGCGGCGGAGCAUAUUCCUCAGAUACCGGGCCUUAUACAGCCAGAUGUCGUAGCAAUGCAACAAGCGCAACAAGUGGAACAAGUUGUCGCGCAAGCACAACAGCAAGUUGAACAGGUUGUUGCUCAGGCGCAACAGCAAGCGGUACAAGCUGUACAGCAAGCGCAACAGCAGGUUGUUCAACAUGUGGUACAGCAUGCGCAAGUUGUCCAGCAGGCUGUACAACAGGCACAAGCGGUACAACAAGUUCAAGCUGUACCGGCUGUUCAACAGGCUGUACAGCAAGCUACGCAGGAAGUGGUGCAGCAAGCAGUGCAGCAAGCUACACAGGAAGUGGUGCAACAAGUUCAAGCGGUUCAACAGGCAGUGCAGCAAGCUCAAGCUGCUCAAGCGAUGCAACAGGCAGUGCAACAAGAUAUCGGUUCUAUGUUGAAUCAGCCAGCAGGUUUUGUUGCUGAAGCUAGUUCUGCUUUAGCGAGUGGAGCAGCUCAGGAACCAUCGCAGCAGAGGUUAACUAACGCUGCGGAACAAGCGAUUAAUAAUGUAAUUACUAAUGCUACUCAGGAUAUUAUUAAUAAUCGACCCAUUACUACAACAACCGCGCAUGCCAUAAUAGCAACGAAAAAUAUAUUAAAUAGUGUAGCUACGCAAAGUGCGCAAUUAAUGAACAGUGCUAUGGAGGGAAUUUUACCUAAAUCUCCUUCUGGCCAGAAUAAUAUCGUUGAACAGGUGGCGAGCAAGUCACCACCGGUUGCCUUACCUGUGACACCCAAUAGACAAAAUGUAAACCCACCUAUAACAAAUACGGCAAACAGUGCAAAUGGUACAACGGUUAGAAAGCAGGAAGACGGUAUGUUGCCUCAAGAGCUUACCUCGAUGUCGGAGCAUGAUCUGUUGAGCUACAUAAAUCCGAGCUGCUUCGAUCCUCAAAACGGUUUUCUUAUGUAGUACUGCCGUAUUCUUGUCAUUAAAAUAUAAUUUUGUAUUCGAUCUACUUUCGAAUACAGAGAGCGAGCGAGAGAGAGAGAGAGAAAGAGAGGGAGAGAGAGAGAGCGUGAACGAACGAACGAACGAACGAACGAUCGAGAAUAAUUAAUUCCAACCAGUUGAGUAUGAGAGAUAUAGUCUUGGCUCGGUACGAGUUAUAUAUUUGUGCCACAUUGUCGUUUCAGACUUUGUAUGUGAUAGAUAUGAAAUCCGUUUUUAUAUAAUGAAAAUGGACGAAGUUAGCACCACCUUUGUAACAAUUGAAAUCUUUUAUCGUGUUAAGUAAGACGGGCGCAUGAGAGCGCGACAAUUAGGGUUUUCUUUAUCUUCCUUUUUCUACGAGUUGUCGAAUGUGAUAAUUCAUUUUAUUUAUCUCCAUCAAAAGUCUCUUGCGCAUCCAGGUGCCUUUUCCCUAUUGUAAAGUAUCUGAGAUUGAUCUUUCUCGUUGCAGAAAAGGAGCAUCGUAAAUACGAUACGCGUGUAUAUGUAUUGUAAUAAUCAACACUGUACUGACCCCACUCAACUCUAAGUGGAGCCACGGGAAUUGAGUGUAGUAAAAAGUUACGUUUUUCACAGUACCUUGAAGUAGA